UUGAUAAAUAAGCCUCCUCCCGGCCAGGUAGUCUCACAUUAUCAGGAAGCAACGCGGGCUUCGUUUCAUGGACAGCAGACAUGAUUAGGAUGUAUUUGUUGCUGCUGUUGGCCCUCCAGACAUUUGCCCUGGUGGAGGGUGAAGUCCUAUCCAGACAAAAAAGGCACUGGGUCCCACCGCCAAAGGUUCUGGUAGAAAACACGGACUACUCUCAAGAACUCUACGUGGCUAAAAUCCACUCGGACUUCGAUGACGGCAAGGGGAACCUGGCGUACUCCCUGGAGGGCGUGGGUGCCAACCAAUACCCCUUCCACCUUUUCGUGGUGGACCCCAGAACGGGCUACAUUAAGGUCACCAAGAUGCUCGACAGGGAGGAAUACAGCACGUACAACCUGUCAGGCGUGGCGACCUACAUGGACGGCAGGCAGGCGGAGAGAAACAUCAACAUCCGCUUCAGGGUGGGGGACCAGAACGACAAUUCUCCCGUCUUCGGCGUUAUCCCAGCCAGCUCGGUCAACGAGCGUAGUGGUGUAGGGACGUACGUCAUGAAAAUCAACGCGACUGACGCUGACGAACCAGGAAAUCCCAACUCUCAGAUCGCCUACAGCAUCAUGUCUCAGGAGCCGAAUGACGACAUGUUCUACAUGGAGAACGAUGGCACCAUCUACGUCAAACGCACUAACUUAGACAGAGAGAAAACAGAGCAGUACACGCUUACAGUGAGGGGUCAGGACUUGAACGGCGCGCCAGGCGGGAACAGCGCCACCGCCACCGUCGCUGUUAAACUACUCGACGUCAAUGACAACCAACCCACCCUGGAAAAAAGCGUGUACGAGGGCAGCAUCGAGGAGAACACACAAGGCGUGGAGGUGAUGCGGAUCAAAGCUCAAGACCUGGACCUACAUGGGACGGACAACUGGAAAAGCAUCUUCAAGAUUGUUAAGGGCAAUGAGGCCGGGUACUUCAGCAUGAUCACCGACUCAGAGACCAACGAGGGCGUCCUCAUGCUCGACAAGGCUGUGGAUUAUGAAGACGUGAAGAACAUGGACCUGGGAAUUGCCGUGCUGAACAUGGUUCCACCUUUUGAUCCAUCCGCUACAUCCACAGCUAAUAUUGGUUUUGGUGGAGGAGGAGGUGGUGGAGGAGGCGGUGGAGGAGGAGGCGGCGGAGGAGGCGGCGGAGGAGGCGGUGGAGGAGGAGGCGGUGGAGGAGGAGGCGGUGGAGGAGGUGGAGGAGGUACCAGCUGGAUAGAAAGUUUCAGCAGUGGCAUGACAAGUACAACUGGAGGAGUCAUGUGGAACGGCAACACAUUCAAAUCCUACCCCAUCAAAAUCAAUGUCAAGAACCAGCGUGAGGGUCCACAAUUUGACCCCAAAGUCAAAGUAAUCACCAUGUCGGAGGGAGGCAGUUCCACCUUCGACAUGAACAGCAUCAUCACUCGGUAUGCCGCGCUAGAUGGCGACACGGGGAAACCAGCUGAGAACGUCAGGUAUGUUAAAGGUUUGGAUCCUGACAACUGGCUCACUAUUGACCCCGAGACCGCUGAUAUCAGACUGAACAAGAUGCCCGACAGAGAGUCCACUUUGUUAGUGAACGGCACCUACUACGCCAAAAUACUCUGUAUUUCUGAUGACGUACCAUCAGGCACCGCAACUGGGACGGUGGCCAUUCAGGUGGAGGACUUUAAUGAUCACUGUCCCACCCUGACCACUACCCUCGAGACUCUCUGCAUUCCUGACGAUGCAGUUAUCAUCAAUGCUGUCGAUGAAGAUGACUUUCCCAACGGAGCUCCUUUCACCUUUGAAAUCAUUCCGGAGGGCACUAAGGGAAAAUGGCAGGUGGAGCAUCUCAACGAUACCGCAGCCAUCGUGAGAGCACAACAGUCCACAUGGCCUGGUCUCCAUGAGGUGGAAUUAUUGGUGAAGGACGCACAAGGGGUGGCGUGCCCGGAACCGCAGAAGGUGACGGUCCAAGUAUGCACAUGUGAGGAUGGAGAGAAUUGUGGACAACGAGGUGCAAUGGGUCAGCCCAACAAGAAGUCGGAGUUAGGACCCGCAGGCAUUGGACUGCUGCUACUGGGCCUGCUGCUGCUACUCCUCAUCCCUUUACUGCUGCUCUUCUGCCAUUGCGGUGGAGCUGCAGGCCUACCAGGCAACUUUACCGAGCUGCCUUUUGACACCAAAUCCCACCUCAUGAAUUACCGCACCGAGGGCCAAGGAGAGAACACGGAAGUGCCGCUCAUAAACAUGCCGAUGCCAGUGGAUGCCGUGGACAUCCCAAAACAGGAUACGGGAUUUUACGUGGAUGAGAGGAACAUUCAUGGCUUUCAGGACGACUUCUCCAGUAUGAAGAGAGAUACCACUAUCGGAAUGAGAAAUCGCGGAAGGCUCUACUCAGAGUUCCAAAGAGAGUCAGGGGCAGCUUAUGAUGAUCUCGGUUUCCCACAACACAUCCUUUCACAGUACUACGCUCAGAAGAUGAGCAGCGGAGGAGAGGACCUGGCAGUGAAAGACGCGCUCUUGGUGUAUGACAACGAGGGCCAAGGGUCCUUGGCCGGCUCGGUGGGCUGCUGCAGCCUCCUGGAGAACGACAACGACUUGCAGUUCCUCGAUGACCUCAACUUCAAGUUCAAGACCCUGGCGGAGGUGUGCGGUGGCAAGAAGAUCCAACCAGAUGUCACUCCACCACCCCCAAAGGUUGAACCAAAGCUGGAACUCCCCAAGCUGCCACCGGUUGUCCCCAGGGUAGACAAGACCGUGACUCAGGUGGUGAAGGAAAACACAACUACACAAAACCAAGGCAGGACCACAGUGAUCGAAAGGAUGGAAAACCCAGGUCAGAUGUUCCUGCUACAACAGCAGCAGCCAGUCUACUAUACCGCCGCGGCCCCUAUGGUGCAGCCUAUGCAGUAUGUCGUGCAGCCACAAGUCCAAAACACCAUGCUGCUGGCUGAGGCACCAACUAACAACCUCCAGGGCGUGAUGUUGGCUGCUCCUCAAGGCAUGCUGGUGCAAGGACAAACUGUGGUGUCUGGCGGGCAAGCCCCUGGCAUGAUGUUGGUUACAGGUACCCCUGGAUCAUCUACACAAGGCAUGAUAGUCCAAGGAAAGACUGUUAUUUCUGGCGGACAAGCCCAGGGCCCUGGCCUGGUGUUGGUUAGUGGUAACCCAGGGUCACCGACACACGGCAUGGUAGUCCAAGGAAAGAAGGUUUUGUCCGGGAAACAAUUCCAGGGGCCUGGCAUGACGCUGGUAACUGGCAUGCAAGCAGGAACCUUACCAAGUAUGACAUUUCAGGGAACAUCUACGCAUCUACCCAAGGGUCAAGUUCAAGCCCCUGACAACCUAAUCAACGCCGGGACCAUCUCAAGCUCCCAAACCGUAAUAGAGGGCAAGGUUCCUGUGGGGAGAGUGGUAAGGACCAGCCAAACUUCCACCAGAAAAGGCGGCGUCCAAUUGCCAGACCUUGGCAUGAGCAACAUCGCUGGAACUCAGGGCAUCACCAUGACAUCAUCCAGCACUGGCGUGAGCAGAGUCCCGACAUACCGCAAAGUGGUGGUGCAGGAAGAAAAGCUCACUGAACUGUAACACAGGGCAAAUGACUCUGAAAAGCAAUUUCUCUCAAGGCGGUUCUUCAAGUAUUUUGUUACCGUGCAGGUUUUAUUGGUGGUGGAUGUUCUGCCGCAGCCUUGCCUUGUAGCGAAGCUAUACGGCUCCUACCCGUUGUAUACUUUAUGCUCUUUCUCGACCAACCUCAGUAGCCUGUGGAGACCCUACCAGACACUUCAUGGAGAUUCCGUGUCAGUUUGCCUACUGGCGACCAAUCUUGGUUAUGGAUGUGCUGUGUGUGUUUAUAUGUAUGGAUUCUAGAGCUACUUUUGGAUGUGCAUUGCACCAGGGUGGGAUCAUUGAAUGUUUUUCAUGUGUCAGGAGAGGGUUUUGGAUUGACUUUGUUUUAACAGCAAUUUUUUUUGGAUUGAUUUGAAGAUGUUUUUCCACAUCAAAAUAAAAAGAAAAGGCGGCGAGAUUCAAA
This is a messenger RNA of Syngnathus acus (greater pipefish), 4032 nucleotides long. RefSeq names its product desmoglein-2-like. The coding region runs from base 81 to 3587 and encodes 1168 amino acids. Gene Ontology annotation, cellular component: desmosome; plasma membrane. Gene Ontology annotation, biological process: homophilic cell-cell adhesion. NCBI's taxonomy places the organism in Eukaryota, Metazoa, Chordata, Actinopteri, Syngnathiformes, Syngnathidae. Gene Ontology annotation, molecular function: calcium ion binding. The record is from RefSeq and is a predicted model, not a curated record. The transcript has 15 exons.